Messenger RNA from Toxoplasma gondii ME49, 3147 nucleotides. RefSeq lists its product as hypothetical. The coding region runs from base 1 to 3147 and encodes 1048 amino acids. Lineage: Eukaryota; Apicomplexa; Conoidasida; Eucoccidiorida; Sarcocystidae. The transcript is spliced from 2 exons. The record is from RefSeq and is a predicted model, not a curated record.
AUGGACGCCGUCUCGCCUGUGCUGGACGGGGGCGGCUGUGGAGCAGAGCGGGGUGCCGCCACUCUCACGGUAGGCGAGGAGGCACGAAGCCGUGAGAUGUCAGCUUCCCUGGAUAGCCGUCGGUACGCAGAAGCCGGAGACGCAGAAAAAACUGAGGGAGACGCGAAGGCGGGCGACGGCUCUGAAGACGAAGAGCUUGUUUCGCAGGGCGCGGCGAUUUUUGGGGUGUUUCCGACGCUUCCUGGACAGCCGCAGAGAAGCGGUUCUUGCUCGCUUCACCUCGUUUCGGAGAGAGAAUUGAAGCGAGAAGAGAGGCCUUCUCCUCUCCCUCUCCCUCUUCGUAGAGAAGAAGAAACAGUUUGCCUAUGGCAUCACCUCUUCCACGUCCUCCUCGUCCUCCUGCAGCUGUCUCUGCUGCUGAUCGGGGGCGCCGUCAGAAGAUGCACGGCGCUGCGGUCCGCAUGCGCGUGGUGGCGUGGAGUGGCGACAAGGAAAGUGCGAGUCGUUUCGCAUGCGUUUCUCUCGCUCUUUCCCUGGAGCCGUCAGGUCCGAGGGCAGGGAGAGUCUGAAGAGCCUCGCCGCGACAAGCCGGAGCCCGGGAACCUUCUGGCGCCAGAGACAGGGGGGAGUGUUCCGCGAAGUUUCGCUCUGCAUGCGUUCGUUCUCUUCCGAAGCGAGGAGUUGCUCCUUCUCUCUGCGGCAGCGACUCUUUCGAGCGGCUCUUCUUCGCAGAGCGCGUCUUGGGCCUCGCGUGCGUCUUCUCUCUCUCAGACGCUUCGGCUCGGACCUGCAGACGCGCUGCUGCUCCCGUGCAUUGAGAGCGCCUUCGACUGCGGAGUUCGCUUCCUGACGCUCUUCGACGCGGCCGGAGUCUGCUGUCGAGAGCCUUCUCUCUCGCGCCUCUCUGCCCUCUUGUCUCGAGACGGGUGGGUCUGCCUUCCCGGUCUGACGCCUCUCGGCGGCCAGUCCCCUCGAUCCUCAGGAACCGCCUCUCUGCGAGACUCGCAUCCUUCUUGUCGCUCUCACUGCCCUGCAGCCUCUUCGCACCCUGCUUCUCUCCCUGCUUUUUCUUCUGCGUCUCGGGAUGCUCCGUCCGCUCUUCAUUCUUGCUCGUCCUCUCCUUCUCAUUCGCUCUCUUCCUCCCCUUCUCAUUCUCUCUCUUCUUCUUCGCGACCUGCUCAGCGGCAGUCCACUACGGAAGGACCUGGCUCUGUGACUGCUUCGGCUGCUUCGCUGCCUGGCUGCUCUCGGUGCUCUUCCUUCUCAAGGAAGUUCAGUUCUUCCUCGAGAAGAAAUACUGAAGAAGAAGACGGCAGGAGCUUGAAUGCUUGCAUGCGACAAGAGGAGACCGUUGCAUGCUGCACCCGAGGCGAAAAACGAAACUGCAGGGACCACCGUCGACUCUCGCCCUCUGGGUGCCUCUCCUGCCUCUCUCAGGACAACCCUCUGUCUCUCGAUCCGCCUCAGUCCUUAGCUUGCUUCUCAACAACGGCCUCGUCUGUCUCUCUCGUUUCUUCCCCCCCCAUUUCUUCUACCCCUGCGAUGUCUUCAAUCUCUGCCGCUCCUUCCACGGCUUCACCCGUGUCUUUAUCUUCUCCCUCUUCAUCUUGUUAUUCUUUCUCUUCACCUCCUUCGUCACUUCCCUCCUCUUCCUCCUCUUCUUCCUCUUCCCCUGCAUCUUCUUCGUCUUUUCUCUUUUCAGUCCAAGAUGCCCUGAUUCCAGAAGUUUCUGCACAGCGUGGUGAGGCAGGAGUGACGGCGGAACAGGCCGCUGCUGGGUCUGUGCCGAGCCUGGCUUUGCCGGCCUGCGGAGCCUUUCAUCGGCCGGUGUGUUUCCGUCUCUCACGAAUGCAUGGGUGGUCGCGAAAACGGGGAUUCUUUGAGGGCGAGAAGGGAAGAGAGCGAGAAGAAAGGCGCGGUCUUUUGUCUGCGCUGAACGAAGAAGAAUUGGACACACAAGGUGAAGAAGGAAGCGAGGAACAGAGCAUGCUGGUGCGGAUUAUGUGUGGCUGUUGCGCCCACGAAGACCUCUUCCGGCAUUUCAACGUCGGGUCGAACUCUUCAAUUUUAUCUCCGUUCGCAGCGCCUUCUACAGAUCAGCCUUCGCAGGCUGCCUGCGAUGGCCAGACGCAAAGCAAAGCGCAACAGAGACAGAACCGAUCGGAGACAUCGAGUCUCCCUCAGCUCACUCCAGACUUGCCGUCCAGUUCGCCCUCCUCGUAUCUCUCCUCCACUUCGUGCGAGUCCUCUCGCGACGAUCCCAACGCCUCUCCCUCUUCUUUGGCUUCUUGUUUUUCCUCUUCUCCAUCUGUUUCUUCCUGUUUUUUUGUAAGGUCCUGUUCUCUCUCUUCCGAGCAGUGGGGAGAAGAGAGAGCUCGAAGGGAGACGCGCGCCUCGAGCAGGCGCACAGACAGCAGAGAAAGUACAACAAGCAGAGAAAGCACAAAAGACAGCGCUAGUACAAGAAUCAGUGAAAGCAGUUCUUUUGCGAGUCUGGAGAAGAGCGAUCGAGGGUCUCCAGCGCAAGCCUGCCCGCAUGGUCUCGCUCUGAGUAGCCAGACAGAAGAAUCGAACCGACGAGAUGCGGGGAGACCAGAGUUGAGAAAGGAGGAGGAGGAGAAUGGAGGAGAGAAAGGAAGUUCCUCUGAGGCCCCAGCGAGCACAGGCGAUGGAGAGAGAGAUCAGUUGAAGCACAGGGUCUGUGGCAUUUCAUGCGGCUCAGCGAAAGGAAAGAAGAAAGCUCCGAUGCCGAGCUACCGCGUUCCAUCACGAACGGUGAUUCAACAGCCAGAGGUGUACAGACAGCUCGCGUGCGGCGGCACUGUAUUUCCUCCUCCGCUUUGCGUGUUCCUCUUGGGUCCGUCGGUGACGGAUCUCGUGCAUGCCUUCGUCGCAGCCAGCAGCAGGCGCCUCGGCCUCGUCGUUCGCUGCUUUUUCAGCUUCAAAAGACAUUCCGAAAGUCCUGAAGGUGGUUUCGCCUCUUUUCACGAAGAUCACACAGAUGCAGGCGACCGCGCGCAUGCGCCGACAACAGUGGAAAGCCUCUCUGGGCUGGUGAAGUCUCUCCUGGGAACGGUUUGUCUUUCUUCCCGUUCUCCUCCAGAGAAGCGUGUGGGCAAAACUGCUUGCACGAGAAGCAACCUCUAG